UUAUUGUUAUUUAUAAUAAUGAUAUGCAUCAACAAAACUUGUUUUCUCGAAAUAGAUCUGAACUUUCUCAGUCCAUAACUGAGCCUUUAGUUUUUCAGUCAUCAUUUACAUCUGAUCAAAACAAUGAAGUCACUGGAAUAAUUCGACUUACAGGAGCUUCUUCUGAAAGAAGAGUAAGAUUUGAUGAAACAGCUAUUGAUAAUGAAGGAAUGGGAAAAAAAAAAUCUAAAAUUUGUUGUAUUUAUCAUAAGCCGCGAGAAUAUGAUGAAUCAUCUAGUAGCGAUACUGAUUCUUCAUCAGGCUCGGAAAAUUAUAAAAAUUUGGAUACGAAUAAUCAUACAUGUUUUCAUGAAGAUACACAAGUUAAUUCUGGAAAUUUACAGUUAUUUGAUAAAACAAAUAGACAUUUAAAUGCUUAUGAAACAUAUCCAAAAACUAGAAAAAUACCUUAA
Pneumocystis murina B123 is the source of this 452-nucleotide messenger RNA. RefSeq lists its product as hypothetical. NCBI's taxonomy places the organism in Eukaryota, Fungi, Ascomycota, Pneumocystomycetes, Pneumocystales, Pneumocystaceae. The coding region runs from base 24 to 452 and encodes 142 amino acids. The record is from RefSeq and is a predicted model, not a curated record. Gene Ontology annotation, molecular function: protein serine/threonine phosphatase inhibitor activity; protein phosphatase 1 binding. The transcript is spliced from 2 exons. Gene Ontology annotation, cellular component: nucleus.